Owenia fusiformis is the source of this 1604-nucleotide messenger RNA. Lineage: Eukaryota; Metazoa; Annelida; Polychaeta; Sabellida; Oweniidae. The record is from the annotation of a GenBank genome assembly.
CGCAAUAAGUGCAGAUAAAUUAGCAAUAAAAACGAACAGUGUUUUAAAUUCUGAAUGUCCUCGAAAGCCCGAGCUAGCAGCUAAAAGAACAUGCCUGAAGAAAUGUCGUUCAGACAACGAUUGCAGAGGGCGCAACAAGCGAUGCCUGUGUGAUGACGUCUGUGGGAAGAGCUGCGUCAGACCAACCAGGCGGUGUGAACCUUUGGAAACUUUUGAAAACGGCCAUAUUGAGGUAGUUCCCAACAAUAGAUUCAGCGGAAAAGCAAAGUACCACUGUGACGAGGGGUUCAAGUUAAAUGGGCAGCCAAUCCGUAUCUGUCAAGGAGACAAAAAGUGGAGUGGAAAACCCCCUAGAUGUGAAAUUGAUGAUAAAAUAGUACCAGAUCGAUGUGGGGAACCCCCCGUUGUCACUAAUGCCAUUCACGAUGGGAAGAAGUAUUCGAAUGUGUUUCCUAUUGGCGCCCAGGUGGCCUACAUGUGCAAUAAUGGUUACUAUAGUGAUGGUUUUGCCCGGGCGAUGUGCACAGAUGAAGGCGAAUGGGCUGGGCCGAAAAUGACAUGCGCGCGUAUGUUUAGCUUAGAGACUAAUAAACCUAGAAGCUGUGGUCGUCCGGGAGAAGUUACGAAUGGUAGACGUGUCGGCAACAUCUUUAUGUUCCCAAGGGGUGUGAGAUACUAUUGCAAUAGCGGCUAUAGACUUAUAGGAACGCCCAAGAGAACCUGUCGAAGCAAUGGAGAGUGGACGGGAGCCACCCCAAGAUGUGAAGCUGUUAGAUGCCCCAAGCUUACAGCUCCAGACAAUGGAAGCAUGUUCGGGUCUGGCUUCUUCUACAGAACCGUCAUAACAUUCAAAUGUAACAUUGGUUACACACUUAAAGGGUUAUUUGCCCGGAAGUGCCAAGCAUCCGGGCGUUGGACAGGAGAGGAUGUGAAGUGUGAACGGGUGGACUGUGGUUCUCUGCCUCCAUUGUGGAAUGGUCACCUUGAGGGACGUCAAACUACUUAUAAAUCUGUCAUCAAGUUUAUUUGUUUCGGAAGAAGCACUUUCGAAGGUAUAUCAACCAUCACCAAAUGUGAAAUACGAAAAGGGGAAAACGCAGGAGGCUAUUGGACACAUCCGAAUCCAACGUGCUGGGGUCAAUGUAAGGUGCCUAUAAUGAUAAAUGGUACAGUAUUAGGAGAGCAUGCACCCGGUGAUUGGGUACCACACAAUACUACAAUUCAGCUCCAAUGUAAAAAGAAGACACACGUGUUAAGUGGAUAUGGUACCUCUACAAGGGCUUGUUAUAAUGGAACAUGGCCUGGUCUACCCAAAUGUGUCCCAGCAUCUUGCCAAGACAGACCUACCUCUAUUCCGAAUGGUAUACCCAGGUACUAUAGCGUGCGUCAUGGUGCUCGGGCGAAGUACAGGUGUGACGCGGGAUAUGAGCUGAAAGAGAACAAAUAUGUACAGUGUUUAUAUGGAGAAUGGAAGCCUAUGGGGUCGAGAAUGCCAUAUUGCAAACCUUUAUAUUGCCCAUGGAGGGGUUUCCUUCAAAACGGAAAGGUGUUUCUAGUAGGGGUUAUUGGGAAAUAUGCAUACAGGCCUUACGUGAGGAGGGUAG